This is a messenger RNA of Thermothelomyces thermophilus ATCC 42464, 1336 nucleotides long. RefSeq lists its product as uncharacterized. Lineage: Eukaryota; Fungi; Ascomycota; Sordariomycetes; Sordariales; Chaetomiaceae. The record is from RefSeq and is a predicted model, not a curated record. The coding region runs from base 1 to 1257 and encodes 418 amino acids. The transcript has 2 exons.
AUGGAUCUCAACCUCCACAGUGAGAUGAGGCUGAAGAGGUCGACUCCUGCCGCGAACACGAAAAGUCGGCCAAAAAAGGGACCGGCUACUCUCUCGUCCAAGGAAACGGAAGAUGAGCGAGGCCAGAAACGAACGAUCUCGCCCGAGGAGAGGAAACGCCAGCAGCGUGUCUUAGAUGUGUUCAGGCACGCAUUUAGCGAGGUCCUUUCCUCGCCGAGCUUCACCGACACGUUGCAAUCCGUGAAACAAGCGCUGUACGAUCGGGACUUUGCAAGAGCAUUUGGCAACCCGGAGUACCUGGAAGUGUAUGCGGCCCGAUGGAGUCCGACGCGGGCUCUGUGCUAUGCUUCUGUGUUGGAGAGAAUCAGGGACCAUCUGCAAUCGCUAUCAUGCCCCGCUCCGAACAAUACCGUGCAAAAUCAGGAAGUUCACCAAGACGGCGACGGCGAGGGCGAACCUCUCGCCCACGACCUGCUCACCCCCCGCCAACUCAACAUUUUCUCCAUCGGUGGCGGAGCAGCGGAGCUCGUCGCUCUCGGAGCCUUCCUCAGCCAUCAGCCUUCCUCCUCCUCCUCCUCCUCCUCCCCUCCCUUGUCAGGCGCCAUCACUCUCCUCGAUUCCGGCCCCUGGGAAGCCGUCGUCACCAAGCUCACCGAGGCACUCACCACUCCCCCGCCCAUAUCCAAGUACGCCAGCGAAGCGGCCAGACUCGCCAACGCCGCCAUGGUCCCUCCCUCGCGGUUUGCCGCGUCCGUCCUCCGGCAGGACGUCCUCGCCCUCGACAGGAGCUCCCUCCCCGCCGUGCUCGGCGCGGCCCCGCUCCUGGUCACCCUCCUCUUCACCCUCAACGAGCUCUUCACGGCGGGCGGCCUGCGCCGGACCACGACCUUGCUGCUCAACCUGACCGCCGCCGUCCCCGUGGGCUCCCUGCUGCUCGUCGUCGACAGCCCCGGCAGCUACUCGGAGGCCGCCGUCGGCAAGGAGGCCAAGCGGUACCCGAUGCACUGGCUGCUCGACAGGGUCCUGCUCGCCACCCGGGACGAGCCGGUCGGCGGGCGGCGCUGGGCCAAGCUCGAGUCGCACGAGUCGCUUUGGUUCCGCCUGGCCGGCGAGCAAGGGGGCGGGCUGGACUACCCCAUUGCCCUGGAGAAUAUGCGGUAUCAGAUGCACCUCUACAGGGCAGAGGAUGCAAACCAGGACGAGGACGAGGAGGAGGAGGAGGAGGAGGAGCGUGACGGUGACAAAAACGAUGAUUGAGGCGGGGUGUUCUUGGUUCUAUUCUUCCGAGCUCGAUAGGUCGAUCUCGACCCAUGCAGACCAAAAAGGAGAGAGAGAC